AUGGCUUCCAAAAUGACCCCUCAUCCUCUCGAGCCACUAAGCAUCGAAGAGUGCCAUCGUGCUAGAGAUAUUGUGCUUGGUGCACACAAACAGUCCAUUCUUGACUUCCGAUCCAUUUCUCUGGAAGAGCCUCCAAAAGCACAACUCCAACCAUUCCUCGACCUCGAGCAUGCGGGGAAGCUCACACCAGCAACACCACGUCCACAUCGUCUGGCAAGAGUCAACUACGAUGUCAUUGGAAGAGACAAAAUUGCAAAGUACUAUGAAACACUGAUUGACGUAAUAAAUGGCGCUCUGGUCUCGAAUGAAGUUGUCGAGAAACCAGCCCAUGCUGCCUUGACGCUAUCCGAAUUCGAAACCUUGACGAAAGCUGUAGCGGCCUCAUCGGUGUUCAAAGAAGAAGUUACUAAGCUGAACAUCCCUGAGGGAUUCGAAGUUGUGGUCGAGCCAUGGCCAUAUGGAGGUCCAGAUGGGGAAGAGGAAUACUGCCGAUACUUUCAGGCCUUGUGUUUUGCAAACGACACGAGGGUUGGCAAUCCAGACUCCAAUUUCUAUGCAUAUCCUCUCCCCAUAAUCCCAAUUAUGGAUGCCAGAACCAAGGAGAUCGUGAGAAUCGAUCACCUGGCAACAGGAGGUGAAGAAGAUGGUCUCAACUAUGGAACCAGAUCAGAGAACUUCAUGAACCAGUACAGAUCAGCCGAAUAUGUGCCCGAACUCCUGCCCCAAGGUCUCCGCAAAGAUAUGAAACCAAUAAAUGUGGUUCAGCCAGAUGGGCCCAGUUUCAAGAUUACAAAUGAGAGUUUAGUGGAAUGGCAGAAAUGGAGAUUCAGAGUUGGCUUUAACUUCCGAGAGGGAGCUACCCUUCAUAAUAUUACGUAUGAUGGAAGAAGUGUAAUGUACAGGUUGAGUGUCAGCGAGAUGACGGUCCCGUAUGCAGAUCCGAGAGCCCCGUUUCAAAGAAAACAAGCCUUUGACUUUGGAGAUGGCGGAGCGGGAAUCUGUGCCAACAAUCUCGAACUUGGUUGCGACUGUCUCGGUCAUAUCAAGUACUUUGAUGCCGUGAACGUUGCCAAUGAUGGCACAGCAACGGUGAGCCCCAACGUAGUGUGUCUACACGAGCAGGAUAAUGGUAUCGGAUGGAAGCAUUCGAAUUGGAGGACUGGCCGGGCGGUUGUAACCCGAUAUCGAGAGUUGGUUGUCCAAUUCAUCAUCACGCUGGCGAACUAUGAAUACAUCUUCGCAUACAAAUUCGACCAGUCGGGUGGAAUCAUGGUUGAAGCUCGAGCAACUGGAAUCGUGAGCGUGGUCUCCAUUGAUGCAGGCAAGCAAUCGCCUUACGGGAAUGUGGUUUCACCAGGCGUCCUUGCACAAAACCAUCAGCACAUUUUCGCCGUCCGUAUCGAUCCUGCGAUCGAUGGUGCCAAUAAUACUGUCUUAACUGAAGAAUCGCAUCCGGUCCCCACUUCAGCAGAACGGAACCCAAGGGGGAAUUUGUUCGAAGUGGUUCAAAACCCGGUCAAGAAAUCCCAAUGGCUGGAUGCUGCUCCUCAACAUAACCGCGUCAUCAAGAUCAUCAAUCCAAGCAAAAUCAACCCAGUCAGUGGGCAUCCCGUGGGCUACAAGUUUACUCCGAUACCCAGUCAGGUCCUUCUCGCUCAGCCAGAUUCAAUUCAAGCUCGUCGGGCUCAGUUCGCAAAACAUCAUGUUUGGAUCUCGAAAUAUAAAGACGGUGAGCUUUUCGCUGGAGGCAGAUAUACCUUGCAGAGUCAAGACGAGAUCGGAGGUGUGAGUGACGCGGUGAAGAGGCGAGAUGAUGUGUUGAACACUGAUGUUGUGGUUUGGAGUUGUUUCGGCUUGACGCAUAAUCCUCGAGUCGAGGAUUGGCCCGUGAUGCCAGUUGAUAUCUUCCAGUUACAUCUCAAGCCUGUUGACUUCUUCACCGAAAAUCCUUCGAUUGACGUCCCAUCGAGCCGCAAUUUGUCAUCGACAUUGGUAAAGAAGGAUGGUUGUUGUUCAAAGGAGUCUUCGAGGCUAUGA
This is a messenger RNA of Mollisia scopiformis, 2037 nucleotides long. RefSeq lists its product as uncharacterized. Gene Ontology annotation, biological process: amine metabolic process. The transcript is spliced from 7 exons. The coding region runs from base 1 to 2037 and encodes 678 amino acids. NCBI's taxonomy places the organism in Eukaryota, Fungi, Ascomycota, Leotiomycetes, Helotiales, Mollisiaceae. Gene Ontology annotation, molecular function: quinone binding; copper ion binding; primary methylamine oxidase activity. The record is from RefSeq and is a predicted model, not a curated record.